GUGAUCUGUGAUCUAUUUGACGUGCUUGGCGCGGGAAGCUGGCAGGUGUUGUAUCUGUGAUCGACUGGUCGAGGCUGUAAAGAUGGCUUCCUUUGAGCAGGCGGAGCCGCGCCAGUCAGAUUCUCCUCCAGGGAGGGAGGAUACUGUGCCGAGGGAACAGCUGAUUGCCACUGCAGUGAAAUUUUUGCAGAACCAAAGAGUUCGUCAGAGUCCAUUAGCAACAAGAAAAUCCUUCCUAAAGAAAAAAGGUCUAACAGAUGAAGAAGUUGAGAUAGCUCUACAGCAGUCGAACACCGCCGCUGAUGAAGUACUUGGACCUGUCACCCAACAGCACUUGGUGCAAUCUUCACACCUUGCUGCAGUGCCAUACAGUCCUCCUAGUUCCAGGUGGCGGGAAUAUGGCGCUUUGGCAAUUAUCAUGGCUGGGAUUGCAUUUGGCUUUCACCAACUAUACAAGAGAUAUAUUCUGCCUCUUCUAGUGGCCAGCAAAGAAGAUAAGAAGCAUCUGCAGAGAAUUGAGUCGGGUGUUACUGAACUAAGUGGGACCAUAACACAGACAGUGACACAGCUACAAACAAAUCUUACCACAGUGCAGGAGCUUCUGGAACAACAGCAAGAGAGGUUACAAGAGCUCUCCCAAGAACUGACGAGUACCAAGGCUUCUUCCUCUACAAAUUGGCUCCUAGAGUCUCAGAGUGUGAAUGAAUUGAAAGCUGAGAUCACCUCACUGAAAGGACUACUCCUAAGCAGACGACAGUUCCCAUCUUCGCCUUCAGCUCCAAAGAUACCCUCUUGGCAGAUUCCUGUCAAACCAUCGACAAUAGCCACUUCGGUGACAGUCAAUCACAACAACAGCAGCAGCGACAUCUCACCAGUCAGCAUUGAAUCAGCUUCUUCCUCGCCAAUCACAGAGAACCAUAGCCCUGAAGGGGGCAAUCUCAGUAGCCAUGUCAUUAACAGCAACAAAGUAGAUGUUAAAUGUCAGGUGAGGAUGGAAGUCCAAGGGGAGGAAGAGAAAAAACAAGAGAAUGAAGAUGAGGAUGAAGACGAUGACGUCGGUCAUGUGGAUGAGGAGGAUCCUCUGAAUGUGCAGACAGAAGAUCGGCGGGGUGGUGAUGGACAGAUAAAUGAGCACGUGGAUAAACUACGGCGUCCAGAAGGUGCCAGUAAUGAAAAUGACAUUAACUAAUUAGCAGAUGUGAUCCUGUGAUUUGGCCUCCAUGAACAGAACGUCCUUAAUUCCUUUAAUUUACUGUAAAUAUAUGCUAUUGCAUCCUGAGCUGUGGAUUUUUGCUAUCCAGCAAAUAACGCUCUGGCCCAUGUAAACACCUGAUCGAUAUGAGUGGCUAGUUACACCCAGUUACACUUUGGUGCAACGUUAUUGCAUGACCAGGUCCAAAGAGUUCAGCACGCAAAGAGCGAAUUACCUCAGUGGUGAAGAAGUCAAAGUGCUCACCUGUAAUCUACCUGGUUGUAGGUUAAAAACCCCGCAAAAUUCCACACCUUGCUUAUGAUGUGUUUUGUUAGCACUCAGUCAACUCUUGAUGUGAUCUAGAAUCAACCAAGGAAAUGUGGUUGGGCAUCCGGUCCCACCCUUUAUGUGAAGAAGCAGCACCACCAUCAAAGCUAUAUUGUUUCUUGGUAGUCCACAUUGGCUGCUAGAAGCAUCUCUAAGAGCUGAUACAGUCGAAGCCUGCUAAGAACAUGAUUGUAAAUGAUAAGCUUGUGUUCGAAUUGUUAUUGUAUAAUGGGAAUGGGAGUGAAAGGAAAUAGUGCAUUGAAAUUUUGUAUUUGCAUUACAAUAACUUUGUAUUCGGGUGUGACUGUAAAUGGAGUGCACACACUCAGACUGGGAUAGCCCUGAAGAAUGGGACUGUAACAAAGUUGAUUUUCUUUUGUUGGGCAAAUAGGCUUUCCUUGUGGUUCGAGUUCAAGAAACCCCUUUGUCACCUUUGUACCAUUAUUUCUAUCAUCUCGAUGGAUUAUGAUAUGCAAGAGAAGUAGCAAUGUCAAAUUGAAAGUCACAGUAUCACACAAUAAAACCAUAGCAGAGAACCCUGAAUUUGGAAGAAACUUCAGUUAGCACUGAAGGGAGCUCCAUGACAUGAACCAAUUUUGAUUUCAUUUCAGGGCAACAGUAUAGUUCUUGAACUGUACAGAUUUGAUUUCAAAUUAUGACCCAAGACUGACUCUUUGAUAUGGCACAUCAAUCAGACACUGCUCCCCUUUCUUCGGAACCAGAUUUUAAUUAGGUUAGAGUGUUUCAGUUGUCCAGUAGGUAAGAUGCUGAAAACCCGCAUCCUUUUUAUUGUGGGUAGGUUGGGGUUGGAGAAGCAACAACGCUCUUAUGCAUUUUAAACACUUUUGCUUUAAUUUGUUUUGACUACGCACAAGUUUUUAAUAUGAAAUGGCGAAAGAUGGUGGUAGUGGUGAAGGACAAGGUCAUUUUUUUUCAGAAAUGCAUUUGUGGUGUUUAAAUUGAACUUUAUAGCAAAGCACAUGAAAUCGUUUGCUACUUGUAUUCAUUAAUAAUGAAAUACAGUUUAUGAUGUAAGCAAACCAAA
Molecule: messenger RNA, 2564 nt
Organism: Carcharodon carcharias (great white shark)
Lineage: Eukaryota; Metazoa; Chordata; Chondrichthyes; Lamniformes; Lamnidae
Gene: pex14
Product: peroxisomal biogenesis factor 14
Exons: 9
Coding region: 83-1189 (368 amino acids)
Biological process (GO): protein import into peroxisome matrix, docking
Cellular component (GO): peroxisomal importomer complex; peroxisomal membrane
Molecular function (GO): signaling receptor binding
Source: RefSeq, a predicted model, not a curated record